UAUUAAUACCCUGUUUGUUGUGUCUCUUACAGCGGUGGCAGCGGCGAUGGUUUGUGCUGUACGACGAUGGAGAGCUAACCUACUCCGUCGACGAUCACCCCGCCACGAUCCCCCAGGGCGUUAUCGACAUGAACCGGGUGCUGGAGGUGUCGCAGGCAGAGGAUGUGACGGGUAAUCAGUUCAGCCUCGCUAUCACCGCCCCAGACAGAGUGACUUUUAUUAAGGGCACCUGCAGAGAGGAGUCACGCUGGUGGAUGGAUGUUCUCUCUGUAUUCCCCCGGACCCACAAGCAACAAGGUCGUCACAAACGAAAUGCAACCUUCCCGGGGAUCAAGUCAACGACAGUGUUGAAGCAGAGUAUGGUGCUGCAGUCUCCAUCAGCAACACUUGCACCCACGACAUUCGAGACACCGAUUGGGCAACGGGUGCGAUUUCACAGCUGCACCACUGACCCUCUGGGAGGGCGACCCCCUUCAGCCCCUGCCAUGGACAUUGAUGAAGAUGUUUUCCCCACCAAGGACUCCUCAGUCACCAACACAUCCAUCCCCCAUCCCUCAUCCAGUCAAACACAUGCUCCCUUGUACCACUCGACCCCUCUCUCCUCCCUUCCUCCAUCAACCAGGAUACUGAGGGAUGAACAUAAAGAAAACACACCACCCUAUACCGAAGAUUACACAGAUAAUCCACCCACUUCAGAGUCGCCCCCAACACAGGAUAAGUUGAGUCACAAGUUCCGUACUCGCCGGGCAAUCAAACGUGAAGCUCGAGGCCUCACACAACCUAGGAGUAAGUCGGAGAUGUCGGCCCUCUUCCCAGCUAACCCACCAUCUUCAAUGUCUGCUCUGAGUCGUGGGUCUUCCUCAACCACUGGAAACACCACCACUUCCCCAUACUCCUCCGGGAGCACCACCACCUCUUUUACUGGAAAUGCUACCUCCUCCCCUUACUCUUCCACUGGGAACAUCACCGCUUCUCCUUACUCCUCCUCUGGUUGCACCACUACCACCACCUCUUCUUACUCCACUCCAGAGGGUUCUCGUUCCAUUCUGUCCCCCACUCCACCUGCUGUGGUUGACCCACUAACUUCUCUAGAAGGACGUGGUAUUCGUCGUGCAACCAUUGCUGUAACCUCUUCUCUUUCCUCUUUAUCAUCCUUGAAUUCUUCUUCCUCUUCUAAUUCUUCUACUGGGAUGAACUCCCUAUCAUCCUCUGUUGGUGGUUUUGAGAGUGGUGGUGGUGACAGUGGCGGUGGGCCAUCAUCACUCCGGAGCCUUGAUUCAGGCGUGCAUGUUCCUACUAGACCCCAUCCCCGCACGGCGCCAGACAAGCCAGCAGGUGACGUGACGAGACGACAGCUCAUUACUGACUUAGAGGAAACCAAACGAGAGGAGAAAUUAAAGGAUAUUGCCGACUCUAUCACACGACCCCGAGGAAGUUCUUCACUCGCCUACCUCAACACCAAGCCAGGAAUAGGGGAUGUAAAGCCUACGCGAGAACGUGAUGCUCAGGACGAGACAGAAGGUUCACCAGAUCUGACGAAGACUUCAUCCCAGGAUAAGACCGAUUCAUCUCAUCCAGACCAUGUGAGGGGAGAUCCAGAUGGGUGUGGGUUAGAGGUCUCCCCACCCUACACAGUCAACCCAGAUCUCCAGCGAGUGGAUCUCCCAGCUGAGGACCUCCUUUACAUCAAGAAGGGUUGGCUCAUGAAGCAGUCUCUUAACCAGGACUGGAACAAGUAUUGGUUUGUGCUCCGAGGGACAGGGCUGAUGUUCUACCGUGAUCCCAGUGCUGAGGACAAUGGAAUUCUGGAUGGUAUCAUUGAUCUCAGUGUUGCCAAGUCAAUAGAAGAGUGUGAAGUUGCUAGAAAUUAUGGUUUCAUGAUUAUGACAUGGGAAGAGAAGAAAUAUGUCUUCUCUGCUGUAACAUCAGGCAUCCGGGGCAAUUGGGUACAAGCUUUAAGAAAUGCAGCAAAUCUAAAGGAAUCCAAAGACCGACCAUUGACCCUCGGAGAGCAGAUUGAAAGAGAGAUUGUUGCUAAAAGGGAAAGACAUAAUUCACAAAGUUCCAAUUUUGAAAGUACGUGUAUGGCAGCUGAGCGUGACCAGGGUAGUGAUGUGCACAAUGAGUCCAUCUCAUCAGCCAACAGUCGCUACGUCUUUUCAUCUGAUGAUGAAUAUCGAACCGCCUCGGAAACUUCUGCCAGCAGCCGCAUCCAAAGUAAUGAUGAUUACUUUGAGUGGGGUGAGAAGGAGGGAAAACAUACCAAAAAACUUCUCAAAGAAAAAAAAGUCUCCCAAAACCCUGGUAGUUUACCCACCACUGCCAGCUGUGCCUCCUACGACAAUCUCGCUCUUAACACCAGCCAGAGUCUCCCCAGCUCCCCACCCCUGGCUCGUACUCCUAUCUCCAGGGUGAAAGAUCGUGCACGGUCAAGGUCAAACUCCAGGUCAAGGUCCAGCAAGAGGUCAAGAUCCUCGCCACCGUCAUCACGACGCAGCACACGGGAUGACUUCCCAACUGUUACCAGAGAUGACAUCUUGGUGUCGUGCUUCUCUGAGGCUGGAUCCCUUCACUCUAUCCCAGACCUAGAUGACAGACAGCAGCCUGAAAAGGAAAGUAGUGCCACAACCCUGACGGGCUCCGGUGAUGCCUUGCUCGUUGACCUUCUUGAGACCCAGGUAGAGAGUCUCAAGGCAAAGCUGGAACAAACACAGGCCGACUAUCUGGAGCUGCACAAAGAAAAUUCUGGCCUGAAGACUCGUCUGCGUGGAGGAGGAGCUACCCCCUCCAACACGGCCACUGGCGCCCACCACCACCACCAUCAUCUUCACCAUCUCAGUCAAUCUGACCUUGACCUGCUCCACCAGUCCCCUUCUAGUAGGUCAAGAGCAAAACUUGAGCUUAGUCUGGCAGAGGCUCGGGAGACCAUAACGUCCCUUACGGCUGACCUAACUCGACUACGCAAAAAGUUGGAGGUGUGUGAGGGUGAUCUGGACAGGUCAGAGAGAGAGGUUGAUAAGCUGAGACGUGACAAGGAUGAGAUGACCUCGGACACGUUCAGCCUGAGGCGUCGUGUGGCCAGUCUUGAGAUGCAGAUCAAGGAACUGCUUGACCGUGUAGAGGAGCAGGAGCACGACCUCUCUGAGAAGGCGUCCUGUGCCAAUGAACUCAACGAGAUGAGGAAGAAGUACAAUGAACUAUUGGAACAUCUGUCAACCCAGUCUGAGUCAUAUGGAAAUGUUGACUGGAAGCAACACUUUGAACUUCUGGAGAAAAAGUAUGUGAAAGAGCGAGAGGAAUGGGAGGAAAGAGUCAGUACCGAAGAAAAUAAAUAUUUGGAACUUUCUGCAACCCAAACAAAUCGACACGAUGAUGUUCGGAGGCUUAACAGGUCUCUGCAGGAAGCAGAAACACGCAUACAGGUACUUGUAUCAGAACUAGAAGUUGAGAGAUCAAACAUGAACUCUCAGAGGAAGAUGUCCGCCUCUGCUGAGGUGACAGGUUUACGACGAGAAAAUCAGGAGCUUACUAACAAAUUGGAGCACCUGACAAAUGACCUGGCUCGAAUGCGUGAUAAUCUGAAAUCAGAAAAAUCUGAAGCAUAUAAGUGGAAAGACCUGGUGAAGGAACUACGAUCAUUGCUUGAUGGGAAAAAUGAAGAAAUUGAAAGGAAGAGAGAAGAGGUUGAAGGUCUCCGUGAUUCAUUGAAGACCACACAAAGAGAGCUGGAACACACUGCUGACCGCUUACAUCGUGGCAUUGAAGAAAAUGAAACUUUGUGCAGCAGGAUACGUGAACUGGAGCGACAACGACAAGAUAAAGACCGACGGGCUUCUUCCAAUCUGUCCAUUUCCAGCAGCCGAGAGAGAUUCUCAUCUAAGAAAAACCUUCCCCGCAUAGAUUCCAUCAGCGACCUCACGAACUUUGAUUUCACUCUAGAACCAGAUGAACUAGACAAGGAACAGUUGGUUGAUGAAUAUAAUGAGCUUCGGUUAAGGUUUGAAAAGGCUGUUAAUGAAAUCAAGGCUCUGAAGAGAGAAUUCCGAGAGAUUCAAAAUCAACAGGAUGAAAUGGAAUUGUCCAACUUGAAAUUGAAGCAAGACUUAAAAGGCAGUGAGGGAGACUUCAAUUCUCAACUGAGCCUCAUGACAUGCAGGAUACAAGAUCUGACUAAUAAACUCACUAAUUCUGAGAAACAGGUUCGUCUCCUCAAGCAGAAGAUUAGUCGUGCAGAAAGUCGAGAUCGCAGACGAACUCAAAGUCUCAAAGGACGGGAGUCAUUUGCCCUUUCUAAAGACAUAGAGUUAAAGUUGUCUCAACUAGAAACAAAGAUUGAGCAGCUGCUGCAGUCACAGAUCACAUUACCAGGCGUGGAAGAGGAAAACAAAGGUGAAGGUGGAUCCAGUCAACCCAAGGAACCUAAAAUGCCAAAGAGAUCUAAAAGCUUUGAUGAAUCCACAAAGUCUUCUCGUCUGCGCAGGAAGUCACUUGACAGCCCCUCAAGUUCGGAAGCAAUGAAGGCCAUUGUUCGUCUCAAUACACUUGAAUCCAAGGUAUCAAGUCUCACUGGGGAAGCAGUAACAGUAACUCCCACAGAUGUUACUAGCAGCAAGACUUCAACCCGGCCAAGGUCACCAACUCACCCAACAUCACCUCUCAAAUCUCCCAUGCGAUCUCCAUCUCUGCCCAGGAAGACAUUGCGUUCACCCCGAGUCACGCCUGAAAAAGCUGUCAAGCUAAACCGUUCGGACUCUGAAACAAAACAUUUACGAGAGAAAUUGGCUGCUUUAGAGAAAGUCUUGUCAACACUACAAUCACAGUUGAGUGAGUGCGUCGCUUGGGCUGGAUCAGUUGAGUGCGUGUGCUCAUGUGGAGCUCCUGGGAUCUCCUCUUUACAGCAACGUUUAAAUAGUGCUAUAAAGUUGGCUCAGCUUCGACACUCUCCACUCGACCAAGUUCAAGUCAACAAACUGCGUCCAAUUGUUAUGCGCUUACAAGAUAUGCUCAGGGAUAAAUUGACUGAACUAACAAAUCGUCGAGACCAUCUUAAGGCGGCUGGCAAAUGGACAAGAGAAAUGCAGUUGAAGCUGUUUGCCGAGCGGCUGGCAUAUGAGACAGUAGUACUAACACAGGUAGCACAGGUUGUUCAAGCAGCCCAGCGGCCACAUAUGUAUGAGGCGUCGGUCAAACUUCAGGAGCUUAUUGAAGCCCACCGUAAACUUUCAUUCCUGGAGAAGAAACUGACCAACCCAGACUUUGAUAUGGAAACAAUGGCACCAUUAGAUUUUUAUACAAGUUUACUAGCAGAAAAAUUGGUGGUCCAGGGAGAAGUGUCUUUAACUAUCAACCCUAACUCACCUGCAAGCCGAACCCCCACAGUUCCUGCUGCCCUCACAGAGACAUGUCGGGACCUUCAGUCUCGACUACUCGAAAGAGAAAGAUCUUUAGCUAAUUUGAUUACACAAUACAAAGAGGGAAAGCUUCACGAGGUAGCUGUGGUGAUGGCACGAGAGACUGUGACUGGUACUGGUCCUCCCCAUGAUGACUCGGUGUUGCUGGAGGAGGUGAGGAUGCGUGAAGUCUGGUCAGUGGCUCAGGACCUGGUUGGACAGGAGCUAGUCAAUACAGAAGCAGCUCAGUCACUCAUGAGAAUAAGUAACUUGCUCACUCCAAAUGAUUCAUCAGCAACAACAGUUACCCAUUCAUCAUCAGCUACAUUAGAACGCUGGCACACUGCAGCUGAAGAGUCACUACGUCAGGAAAUGGAAGAGGCUGUGUUCACACUGAGCAAUAAAUAUGAAGCAGUGCUUGCACAAUAUCGUGCUGGUGAUACAGCUGUAAUUAAUUCUGUUUCAGCAACCAUGGAAAUGGUGCUCUCAGAAUUUGCAGCAGUAGUAGCACAGAAAGCAGUAAUUGAUGGCCAGUUAGCAGUUGUCCAAAGUGAUGGAGAAUCUACAUCAUCUACCUCUGAGCCUUUGACCAUUGUAGAAGAGACUCGUGAUUCUGUUGGCUCUGCAAGUGAUGUAGUAGCUAGUGAAGCACACCUUCUCAUGUUCCUUGGUGGAUGUGAUUCAUCACUGGAGAGUUUAGUUCAGCCAGCCCUUGAUCAAGCUGAAUUUACUUAUAUGUACAAUAAGGCCAGUGCUCAAGGCAACAGUGAACUGACCAAACUUGUUAUUCAGGCUGCAAGUCAGUCCAAGGUUGACCUUUCCCCAACCUCCUUCAAACCCACCUCCUCGGCUUCUACUUUGUUAAAAGAUGGUGAAAAUGAGUCAUCCCUCAGUCUAAGUCAGUCUUCUCCGUCUAAGAUGCCAGCCUCUCCUAAAGUCAAGAGGAAAAGUGAGGGUCGCAGGUCUAGAAGAGCAUCUGACAUUACUGGAAUGACAGAUGGUUGCCGUCAGUGUGAGGAGCUCAGACAAGAGGUGGCAAAAUUGAAAAGGAAUUUAGAUACCAGGCGGGUUAAAGAGCGAGAGGCCGAGUGUAAACAGUGCCUAGAGUACAUGAACACAUUGAAGGCACUUGAACAAGAUCACAAAGUGGCACUAUCAGCUCUUCAGGCACAGCAUGAUGAAGAGAUAUCAAGAUUACGGAAAGAAGUCCGACAUGAGCCGCCAACUCGGGACAGUGAUGAUGAACUGACCGAAUUAAAACGAAGACUCUGUCUCCUUGAGGAGGGUUAUGAAGCCCAGAUUACUGCCCUUAAACAACAGUAUGAGGAAGCUCUUGGCAGCCAGCCUGAUGUGUGUGAAGAAAAAGUCAGACAGAGAUACCAAGUGGAAAUUGAACAUCUAAGAGGCUUAUGUGAGAAAGGUUUGGGAGCCAUGGAGAAUUCACAUAAACGAAUGUUGGCCGAGUUAGAGGAGAAACACAGGCGAGAACUGGCAGCUUUACAAGCAGAAAAAGAACAAGCCCUUGCUGAAGAGACUCAGGCCACCCUAGCUGCCCUGGAUGCUAUGCGGAAAGCACAUGAAUCAGAGGUGCAGAGGGAAAUUGCCAAGUUUAAAGAGGAAUUUAUCCGGAAAAUGCAGUCUGGGCAUGACAUAGGUGCUAUCCACAAAGAACAUGAGGCAGAAAUGGAGGAUAUCCAGCAUGAAAUUCUCUCCCUUUCCCAAAAGUAUUCCAUCAAAUGUCUAGAGUCUGCUGCACUUGAGGAAAAAGUGGAAACACUCAAUAAACAACUGACAGAUGCCAGCAAACAAGUGUUUGAUCUAGAGGCCCGCAACAAACAGCUCAAGGCUCACCUAUCUGCCCAGGUCUCACAACUCCAGGAUGAUUCCGGGAGAGACGCAACCACUCUGCUCCGUCUACGCGAGAGUGAGUUGGUUUUACGUAAUGAAGAGGUUGCACGACUGACUCAGCGGUUACAACAAACACAAUCUCACGAGGCCGACCUGGGCGAGCUCUGCCGCCAGCUGGGCCACUUCCUGAAAGCGGAACGACAGUUGAGGACCGACGAGGUAUCUGCUCUUAGAGAAAAACUUGAGCACAUCAUUCUCACCGCUGCCAACAUGCAAGAACAAAGGAGGGACGUCAACUCGGGGAGCAAUACUGAGGAUAAAUCACCACUACGGAGAGGCACAAGUUUGAGUGCAGCACGGGGCAAAGAGUUGAUGCGUUCUCCUAGCUGCCCUCGUCUCUCUGGAUUUUCGUCUUUUUUAUCGGUUGGCCCCUCCCAGGGGGUUACGGGGCCACCAACACAAAUCUCAACAGACCUACCCUCUCCCCUGGCAGGGAUGGUCGCCUCACGAAAGAAGGUAUUCGAGACACACAAAACAUUUACAGAAAAUCUGUAGAUGAAAAUGGGGAUGAGGAACAGUUGGAAGAUAUUGUGGAACAGUUAGAUGAAGCCCAGGAAGAGGGGGAUAUGGAAUCUCUAGUUAUGCAACAUGUGAACAAAGAUGGGUUUGUUCAGGAAGUAAGUACAAUGUGUGAGGAAGAACAAGGUUCUGGUGUAGUGCAGAAAAUGGUUCGCAAGUUUAGUCACCGUGGCUCAAGACCGAAGCCCUUCCUUGAAAGAAGAAACACUGUUGCCCGAUGCACCGAUGUUGCAAAUGAUGUUAAACAGGGGAAGCACAAUCUUGUUCGGCAUAACAGUGAAAGCCAGCACAUUAUUUGGGAUUACAAUGUAACUGGUGCUGAUGCUGCAACAGAUGUAGAGUUCGCAUCACUUAUGGAUCGUAUUAGUGUCUUGAACACAGAAUCAAAUGAAAGAGCUCAAACUCAGAGAGAUUCCACAGAAAGUUCUACAACACUUAGUCGUGACUCUUUUUCAAGACAGUCUCUACCUACAGGAGCUCUGAAAUCAUACAUGCGAGGCACGAAAGCUUCUGUCAUGAAAACAAAAGAAGGUAAUAUAACUCAAGAUCUGGAAGGAGAAAAAAAUGCAUCAAACUUGUGUCCUCCCUCACCUAGUGUAAGAUUGAACAAAAUUAAUCCAUUGUUGGAAACUUCUUCACAGUCUCAAAUUUCUAAUUGCAGCAGAUGUGAUAGCAAGUCUAGAAACCAAAAUUCAAGGUCUGAAAGCAGUGAGACUGUGCGAAGGAAAAAAGUGGUUAAUGUAAAACCCAAUAUUCCACUUGUAUUAUUAAAAGGUGCAAAAAAACAAAGUAGUGACACAUCUGCAA
Messenger RNA from Homarus americanus (American lobster), 8624 nucleotides. Its product is annotated as protein MLP1 homolog. Bases 129 to 7793 code for a protein of 2554 amino acids. Gene Ontology annotation, molecular function: actin filament binding. Gene Ontology annotation, cellular component: actin cytoskeleton. The record is from RefSeq and is a predicted model, not a curated record. The transcript has 35 exons. NCBI's taxonomy places the organism in Eukaryota, Metazoa, Arthropoda, Malacostraca, Decapoda, Nephropidae. Gene Ontology annotation, biological process: actin filament organization.